AUGGCGACGAAUGAUUUCAUCAGCAACCUUCACAACGAAGUUUUGGCUAGGAUUAUAUCAGACUUACCAGCCAUUGAAGCAAUAAGAACAACUAUUUUAUCAAAACGAUGGAAGGAUUUAUGGAGAAUCGUUCAUCUUUUAAGUAGUUGCAGAAACGGUGAUCUUGAGAAGUGGAUUAAAUAUCUUACAUCCGAGAAGAAAGUGCAAGAAUUGGCUUUCCGUUGCGAUGAUUUUCAACAAGAGUUUUAUAGAAGAAGCCAUUCUGGACGGGGUCUGAAUUUACCGUCUGGGAUUUUUUCAUGUGAAACUCUGCAAUCACUUGAGUUCACACAUUACAGUAUCCGAUCCGAUUCCCCUUUUCACCAUUGCCAUAACCUCAAAACCUUGAAACUUUAUCACUGCGCUAUUAGCACUGAAACCCUUGAAGCAAUCGUUUCUAGCUGUGAUCUUUUGGAAUAUUUGAGCGUUUGUUAUUCCCCCUUCAGGUUAAAACAGGUUCGGAUCUUUAGCCAAACGGUUAAGACUGUGGAGCUGGUAUCAUUGCGUUCGCAGGGCAUUUAUUUAUCUACCCAAUCUCUUGGUGUUUUGGUGCUUCAUUCUAUGAAAUUUCAAGCCAAAAAUUUGGUUAUCCAUGCUCCAAAUCUUAGGGUUUUUACUGCAACUCGCAAGCCCAUAACUAAAAAUUCAGACAAUAUCACCAAGAUUGCUGAAAUUCUAGAGUAUUGCACUCAUCUCUUGGAAAGUAGAAGUGAAAUAGAGGAAGCAACAAGGGAUUACAGUAGUGUAAACAACCGACUGCCAUAUCCAGAGACAAAGCUAUGGGAGAAAAGAGGGUUGUGCGAUUGUAUUACAUUCACACUAAAACAAGUAUCCAUUAAGGGAUUCAAAGGGAAAGAUGGGGAAAUGGAAUUCCCAAGGCAUCUGAUUACGAAAGGUGCCAAGUUGAAGAGAAUAGAGAUUUGGUGUAACCAUGACUGCUCUAGAGAAGGAGGUGAGGCAACUCUUGGUUUACUUUCACUGCCUAGAUCCUCCAUUGAUGUCUCCAUUCUUCUUAAACCGCCACCCCAAUUUGAUGGUAGUUUUGGAAGAUGGGUCUCAACCCUAAACUAG
This is a messenger RNA of Gossypium arboreum, 1110 nucleotides long. Its product is annotated as putative F-box protein At1g67390. The record is from RefSeq and is a predicted model, not a curated record. Gene Ontology annotation, molecular function: protein binding. The coding region runs from base 1 to 1110 and encodes 369 amino acids. The transcript is spliced from 3 exons. Lineage: Eukaryota; Viridiplantae; Streptophyta; Magnoliopsida; Malvales; Malvaceae.